Messenger RNA from Prorocentrum cordatum, 617 nucleotides. The record is from the annotation of a GenBank genome assembly. Lineage: Eukaryota; Dinophyceae; Prorocentrales; Prorocentraceae.
GACGUCUCAGGUGCCAGACAGAGCUUGCGGUAGUGCAUUUUCUGCGUGAUGGCUCGCGGCCGAGCUCGUCGCCGCAUCGCUACGGGAGGAGGCGGCGGUGUUCCGAGGAUCUCGAUCGACUCCUUGUUCGUUGGCCAGAAAUCCGACCUCACGCCGCUGACGGUGCCAGGCAUGAAGGGCGAGGAACGCAGCAUGGUGAUGUGCGCGAACGUGCCGUUGAUAGGGUUCCAGCACGGCAGCUGCCCAGUGCAGUGGCUGUCGGAGUGCUUGAGGAUGCUGAGCUUCCCUGGGCUGCUGCCCAAGUCUGACGGCGAGCCCACGAUCGUAGACGUGACGAGCCGUGCCAAGGAUCGCCCCGCGCACGAGUCGCAGGCCAACGGCCCCAUCGAGGGCACGAGCAGCAUCAUCGAGGAUCUCAUCAGGUGCUGCGAGGACCGGCUGGAUUUCAGGUGCGAGAAGGUGUUCAGCUCUGACCACCCCGCCGUGGCUUGGCUGGUUCAGCACGUCGGCUGGGUGCACUCUCUCUUCACCGUGGGGGGCGACGGCAAGACCGCAGGCGGGCGCCACGCUGGCAAGAGGGUGAGAAUCCCGCUGCGCGCCUUCGGUGAGUGUAUCCU